GCGUCCGUGCGUGAGGGCCACGCGACGCAACCCAACCGACUCGCCCCAAGCCCUAGCGCCGCCUCCCCCUCCCCUCCUCCCACUAAAUCAAUCCAAUCCCCUCGAGCUUUCCAUUCCCCGCAUCCCGAUCUCUCGAUCCCUACGCCACCAGAGCUCCGCGCGCGCUUCGCGAUCUCUCGAUCGAUCCGGCUCCCCCGAUCCCCCUCGAAUCCCCUGCUCGUCGAUCUCGCCCCCCUUCCACACCCGCCCUGCGAUGGCGCCGCCGCCGCCGGUAACGGAGGAGGAGGACGACGAAGUGGAGGAGCGGCCGUGGCCGCCGCGGAUGAAGAUGAAGCUGGCUCCCUACGCGAUGUACUGCGUCUUCUCCGGCGCGGGGCCCCGGGGGCAUAUGCUCGGCUGCGCCUACGCCGGGCUCCACUGCGCGCUCCAGUUCGCCAGGUUCCUCUCCCUCUCGCCGGUCGCCGAGGUCGCCGCCCUAUGGGGCCCCGUCCUCCGCGUCCUCCAGUGCCUGUGCUACACCGCCACCGCGCUCAUCAUGUGGGUCUUCAUCCGACACCACAUGAACGUCGACGGGGUCUACGUCGUCGAGUUCGAUCCACCGCCGCAGCUGGCGGCGCCGGCAAGGACGACCGUGGUGGAGCAGCUCCCGCCUCCUCCGCCGGAGAUGGACAUGUGCUAGGUUCGGUUUGGCCCCGUGAGGUAUGUGUUUCCUAACCCGAUUGCAGGUGUUGCUUUCCUUGCUCAAGGUACGUGCACUGCCAUCCCCUUGCCCUUUUCUUUGAUUCAGCAUUUGUUACCGCACAAACGUCUUGGAUCGUCAUACAUACAUUGCUUAAUUGUGCAGCUGCUAGUGUUAGCUUUUCAUGUGCACUAGUUUUUCUGUAACAGAGAUCUGAAAUAUUGCGUUUCAAACAGGAAAACCAUGGGUUUUAUCUAGGUUCCAUCUAGAAUCUGUGUUGCAGAUUGCAAUUAGAUUGGUUGGCACACAUUUCUUUGGUUCAAAAUUGUUGCUGCACACGUCUUGGAUUGUCUUAUUGCUUAAUUGUGCACAUGUGCAUCGGUAUUUCUGUAACUGAGAUCUGAAAUAUUGCGUUUCAAUGGAAGAGAUCUGGAUUUUAGGUUCCAUAUAGUUACCAUCAAAGAUGGCAGUUAGAUGGUUUGGCACAGAUUUCUUUGCUUAUGCGAUUGGAUCUAAUCUGUUUCCAUUUAGUUAGUACCUCAGUAAGUACGACGUGAAAGGUGAAACAUGAUCAAUGUGCUGUUUUGGGCUGUAUUCUGUUUUUAAUUCUUACAAGCUUUUGUCAAAAGAUGCUGAAUUACUGCAAUCAAAACCUGUUGGCACAAUGCUGAAAUCAUUUUGAGUUUUCAAAAGAAAUUGUUUUAACAAAAUGUUUAAUAUCCUGGCCACUAAACUAUUAGUUCAUCUAUUGAUAAAGUAACAUCUUGGAUCGAUCCUUUGGUGGCCAUGAGUGUGGUGUGAUGCCAUGGAAAGUUAAAACCAUGUUAUAUUUUUACUGUUACACAGUUUUCUUUGACAAAUAGCAGUUAUGAUUGUUAUCUUUUUUUGUGAAAUACAUUCUUGUCAUAAUUGAUUGCACGUGCAUGAAAUAGAAGUUAUGAUUAUCAUCUUUUGCUAGCCAUUGCUUUCCUAACCCAUACUUGAAGUUUAUGCUCACUGCAGAUUGUCUCCUUUGUUCCAGGUAUGUGCACUUCCCUUUUCUGCUUGAGUUACGAUUUUGUUCUGUUAUCAACUGCACAGAUACGAAUAUUAGAAUUUUCAUACGCAAUACAUCUUCUGUAAUUGAUUGGACUACAAACAGAUAUAGGGUUGAACUCUACCGGUCGAUGGACUCAGCAUGUCAAUUAUACUAGUUGGGAUAUGUUACUAAAAAUGAAAACUGAACUAUAGUGUAUCGGUCCAAAUAUUUUAUAUCCUGUAGAGUAACUAGAGAUUUUCAAAUCUGAAAUGGCAAUUAGAUGGUUUUGGCGGAACUGCCUCUGCCUCUGGUAGAUUGAAUGAAGUAUCGUUCCAUUCAGUCUAGUUUCCGGGUAGCUGUGGAACACACUUUUGUGAAUUGCAGGUGCAGACUAGUAUAUCUCCCAAAUUUUUGUUAACAGAUGCCGAUUUACUGUUGGGGAUUGGUACUUUGGUUCUGGGUCACUUCGCUUACUGUCUUCGUAGGUUGAAGUUUUUGUUACGAAGACAUGCUUGCGUUGUUUCUUAUUUGUGCAUGAUUUUCUCCAUUGCAGUGCAACAGAGGUGAUGAUCUGGCUUCGCCAGCUGAAGCGAGUGCAGUACGAAGUCGCGGAGCCAAGCCUGGAACGUAUUGACUGAUGACGUACUGCUCGAUUCAGACGUCAACGGAGUGAAGCUGGUGCGAGUGCAAUACGAAGUCACGAAGCCAAGCCUGGAACAUAUUGAGUGAUGAUGUACUGCUCAAUUCAGACGCCAAUGAAAAGCCGGCGUGAGUGCAACAGAGGUGCCUUUAUAUAUGCAGGGGUCCAUGACUCUGUAGAUGGCACCAAUGGCAAGUGUUCUCAGCCGAGAGCUGGGAUCCACAUUUUGGCCCUUUCUUAUGAAAAUUUUGUGCGUA
Molecule: messenger RNA, 2594 nt
Organism: Setaria italica (foxtail millet)
Lineage: Eukaryota; Viridiplantae; Streptophyta; Magnoliopsida; Poales; Poaceae
Exons: 2
Coding region: 254-679 (141 amino acids)
Source: RefSeq, a predicted model, not a curated record